Molecule: messenger RNA, 1169 nt
Organism: Olea europaea var. sylvestris
Lineage: Eukaryota; Viridiplantae; Streptophyta; Magnoliopsida; Lamiales; Oleaceae
Product: F-box/kelch-repeat protein At3g23880-like
Exons: 1
Coding region: 21-1070 (349 amino acids)
Molecular function (GO): protein binding
Source: RefSeq, a predicted model, not a curated record
CAACUAACGAUUUUGAAUCAAUGUCGGAGCUUACAGAGGACUUGCUUCUCGAUGUGCUGUCAAGGUUACCCGUAAUCAGUCUUCUGCGAUUCAGAUGCGUCUCAAAAUCAUGGAAGACUACAAUUGAUAGCUCGUACUUCAUCAAAUUGCAUCUGAAUAAAUCAAUAAAGGACGUCAAUUCUCACAAGAUUUUGGCUAUCGGUAGAGAUCCUAGUGCUGUGAAUGAUGUCAUAUUCUGUAUCGUAAAAUUUGAUUCUGGAUUUGAAUUUGAAGGCGUUCAAAGGAUCCAGUCUCCUAUAGAGAAAUUUAAAGAGACGGUGAGAUUUAUAGGCAGUUGUAGAUUUUUGAUUUGUUUGAAAUAUACGUAUAGAAAAAUUAUUUUGUGGAAUCCUUCAGUACGUGAGCACAAGAUAUUGCCAUACACUGAUGUUGAGAUUGAGGCCUCGCGUGGCAGGAAAUACACACAAUAUAGAUAUAGUUUUGGAUUCGGAUAUGACGACCUUAUGGAUGAUCACAAGGUUGUGAGAUUAGUAUAUGAUUAUCGAAAUUGUGACUAUGAAAUUAAAGUUUAUAGCCUGAAAUUGAAUAUUUGGAAAAAGAUUGAAAAGUUUCCGAUCCUUAUAUCUUGGGUGAGUAGGCCUAGUUUUAUCAAUGGUUCAAUGAACUGGCUUGUCUCCCAGACGAAACCAACUACUACUACCUUCAGUACCUUGUCACUUCUGGUCCUCUGUCUAAGAACCGAGGUGUGGCAAUUAGUGCCAUUGCCUGAAUUGUUCGGUAAGUAUAGAAUGCCUAAUUGGGAAUAUUGUCACUUCUGUUCGGAUUUGACUCAUUGGAUGGUCGGCCAUUGUUACUCCCCAGGUCAUGGAUUAUGGAAGAUAUUGGAACAUUUGAAGACUGAACUUUCGACUAAGUUAAGGUCGCUACAUUCUGAUACUGUUUUCAGUGAAAUAUAUCGGCACCGUAACUGGAUACCUUUGCAGGACAAAUUACUUUCUGAAUCAAUAGAAAUAUGUCGUUGGGGGACGUUUUGCUGGGUUGACAACCUUUUUCGACUCACGAGUAGCUAGUCAUUCAGUCGGAGUUCGAUGUAAUUUUUCAAGCAAGUUUUUUAUUUGGUCGAUAACUUUUUCUUUGGUUGCAUUAUGUUUCAUCCCUUGGCUUAUUUU